Fonsecaea erecta is the source of this 660-nucleotide messenger RNA. RefSeq lists its product as hypothetical. The transcript has a single exon. The record is from RefSeq and is a predicted model, not a curated record. Lineage: Eukaryota; Fungi; Ascomycota; Eurotiomycetes; Chaetothyriales; Herpotrichiellaceae. The coding region runs from base 1 to 660 and encodes 219 amino acids. Gene Ontology annotation, molecular function: carboxy-lyase activity.
AUGCCGCUGAUCCCUGAACAGAAACGCGACUUCUAUUCUGGCCCAUCACACUUGCAUGAUAAUCCCAAUCGAGGCCUGCAGGCUCGAAAACGCAGAAUAAUCGUGGGCAUGACCGGUGCCACGGGUUCUAUCAUAGGAGUCCGGGUGCUCGAGGCUCUUCGAAAGCUGGACGUCGAAACGCACUUGAUUAUGAGCAAGUGGGCUGAGGCAACACUCAAGUACGAAACCAACGAUUAUACUCCCUCAGAUAUACGAGCACUGGCGACGCACAACCAUGCCAUCAAAGACGUAUCGGCACCCGUCUCGAGCGGCUCUUUUCUCACAGAUGGCAUGAUCAUCGUCCCAUGCAGCAUGAAGACUUUGGCGGGAGUCCGGAUAGGUUACGCAGACGAUCUCAUUUCUCGGGCGGCCGAUGUUGUCUUGAAGGAGCGACGAAGGCUUGUGCUUGUUGUGCGUGAAACUCCCUUGAGUAGCAUUCACCUGGAGAACAUGGCAAGUCUGAGCCGUAGCGGAGCCAUCAUAUUUCCACCAGUUCCCGCUUUCUACACAAAGCCAGAAACGAUAGAUGAUAUCGUGGACCAGACUGUGGGAAGAAUCCUGGAUAUGUUUCACCUGGACACCUCCGGGUUCGAGCGAUGGAGUGGUAUGAAAUGGAAAUGA